CCUUCUUAAUCCUGAAGUGUAUUAGGUGCUGCUGUUGCUACUAGUGUUGAGUCCAGAACCGUAGCUGGACAUGGGUCUGGAGGACGAACAAAAGAUGCUGACCAGAUCCAGAGAUCCCAAGGAGGAGGAAGAGGAAGAGGAGGAACUAGUGGACCCCCUAACAACAGUGAGAGAACAAUGCGAGCAGCUGGAGAAAUGUGUAAAGGCCCAGGAGCGGCUAGAGCUCUGUGAUGAGCGUGUCUCCUCCCAAUCACAUACAGAAGAGGAUUGCACAGAGGAGCUCUUUGACUUCUUGCAUGCAGGGGACCACUGUGUGGCCCACAAACUCUUCAACAGCUUGAAAUGAAUGUGCAGACUCAUUUACCUCAGUCUUCAUCACCUAGGCAUCAGGAUACUUCCUUAUGGAUUUGAACAUGCCAUUUUUUUU
Messenger RNA from Lemur catta (Ring-tailed lemur), 427 nucleotides. Its product is annotated as cytochrome b-c1 complex subunit 6, mitochondrial-like. Lineage: Eukaryota; Metazoa; Chordata; Mammalia; Primates; Lemuridae. The transcript has a single exon. The coding region runs from base 71 to 346 and encodes 91 amino acids. The record is from RefSeq and is a predicted model, not a curated record. Gene Ontology annotation, biological process: mitochondrial electron transport, ubiquinol to cytochrome c.